This is a messenger RNA of Lytechinus variegatus (green sea urchin), 1828 nucleotides long. Its product is annotated as E3 ubiquitin-protein ligase PDZRN3-like. Gene Ontology annotation, cellular component: plasma membrane signaling receptor complex. Gene Ontology annotation, biological process: regulation of canonical NF-kappaB signal transduction; positive regulation of JNK cascade; tumor necrosis factor-mediated signaling pathway. Gene Ontology annotation, molecular function: zinc ion binding. Lineage: Eukaryota; Metazoa; Echinodermata; Echinoidea; Temnopleuroida; Toxopneustidae. Bases 116 to 1492 code for a protein of 458 amino acids. The record is from RefSeq and is a predicted model, not a curated record. The transcript has 3 exons.
AAAAUAACACCAAGGUGACGAAAAACAUACAUGUGGCUUUCCUAGAAGGCAUGCAUUAUUGGUUGCCGUUCCACUUCUUGUGAGUUACUUGGCCUGAUGUGUUAAGGACAGAGGUAUGGGUUUCAACAUCAAAUUCGUUGUUGGACCCGUAUCUAAGGAUCUCAUCUGCCCCUUGUGUCGAGGAGUUUUGGUGGAUCCGAUGAUGAUGCAUCCUUGUCAACACACUGUUUGUUCCUCAUGUCUCAAGGCCUUCAGACCCGUCCCUCAACUCCUGCAGUCGUGUCCACUCUGCAGGAGCCCGCUCUUUGAUGAGCCAUCUUUGGCACCAGGGAAUCUCAUUGGACGUCUUCUCAAGCUGGUAGUCAAGUGCCACCGUGAAUGUGGGCAUCAAUGCGAGCUCAGUGCUCUCCCUGGCCAUGUCCUCAAUGAAUGCAAUUUCGGAACGGUCGAAUGCCUGAACAAAGUCAGAGGUUGCCAUAAAGUGAUGACGCGCAAGAAGCUCAACGCGCACGUCGCAGAAUGCGAAUUCCGCUUGGUGACGUGUGAGGGAUGCAAUGCGGAGAUGGUAUAUUCGCGGCUUCCUUUACAUCAGAAGCGACGACGCUGCAUUGAAGGGAAGUUGAUGACGCAGCGCGCCCGGAGCGCGGCGACCGCAUUGAAGCAAGUUCGAGAACAUCAAGAACAAGUGAGAAAGGAAGCUAUUAUCCUUGAAGGGCAAUUGACCAGACUCCGCUCCAGCAAACUCGAGGCGAGAGGGAGACUAAGGUCGGCACCACCUAGAAUAUCUCUUCUCGUCUCCGAGACCCCAUCAUCCAAGUCAAGACCGAAAUCGUCCCGAAGUUCGAUCAGUACAAUAUCCAUGUCAUCAUCGUCAACAUCAAACAAAAGUGUGAUGCCCGAUUGCCCUAAAGUUACUGUUUUCAUGACCGAUACGACGUCCUAUGAUGUGGUUCCCCUUGAUCUUAAAAAUGCAGCAUCUACAACUUCUUCGUCAUCAUCCCUUUCAUCUCCUCGGCAACCCUCGUCAGAGCACGAACAAGAGACGAAUGAACCAAUGGAUGUUUCUUCGGAGGACAUCGGAGAUUGUCGAGAGUCCUUGUCAUCAUUAGGUGUUGUUCGUAUCCGUGGUAACCGUUCGGAGAAAUCGGAGCUAUGUAAGAGAUGUGGGAAACAUUUCAAUCCAUCCAAAAAUAACGAUAGAUCAUGCAGGUGGCACAGAGGAAUCGUGGACUUAUUUGUGAGUAUGCAUGGUUUGUUACUUUGUUUAAUUGCACUACAACAUUUUCAAUGCUUAAAUUUCCUGCCACAUAAGGAUGUCGUUACAUAUUCUGAGAAACGAGAACGUAUUUUCCAUAGUAUUUUCAUAGUAUGCAUGGUUUGUUUAAUUGCACUACAACAUUUUCAAUGCCUAAAUUUCCUGCCACAUAAGGAUGUCGUUACAUAUUCUGAGAAACGAGAACGCAUUUUCCAUGGUAUUUUCAUAGUAUUUUAAAUGCUGGUCUAGAGAUAAUCGGAUAUUAUCUACCGGCAAAAUAAUAAAGAGGAAGACAUCAAAGAGUAUAUUAUGAGGCAAAAUAUUAAAAUGAGAAACACAGAUACGAAGGGUGAAGGGUAAUAUGAUUUGAAACAAAAUAAGCAAACGGUCAAUUUCUGAAAAUGAAUAUAAAAAUCUUGACAAAUUUUCCUUUAGCUUUGAGAACAUUGAAAAUUUAGAAAUCUUCUGUUGGAUUUCAAACAACCUUCAUUGUCAUGUUUCUCUCAUUACAAUGUUUGCAUGCUCGAGAUUUUUGGAAUGAAUUUCUAAGAUGGUGGCAUACUAAAUUUAAAA